Molecule: messenger RNA, 687 nt
Organism: Hydractinia symbiolongicarpus
Lineage: Eukaryota; Metazoa; Cnidaria; Hydrozoa; Anthoathecata; Hydractiniidae
Exons: 1
Coding region: 1-687 (228 amino acids)
Source: RefSeq, a predicted model, not a curated record
AUGACUGAAGAUAUCAGUAAAAAGAGAAGAAGUCGUGGUGCUUAUGUUGGUGUUUUUAAGAAAAUUGUUAAUGAAACUGUGAAACCUAUUUAUGAAAGGUUUGCUUUGAAAGAUCAUGGUGCGGUACUCUUAUCCAGUUAUGAUUUACUGGAAGCUAAAUUAUUGAACGUAACAACUAUUCAAAAUGAAAUUAAUGACUUAAUUGAGCCAGAGAAUUUAGCUAAUGAAAUGAUGUCACACUUGGAAUUUGAGCAGUAUGCUGCGAAAGAGUUAACAACAUUGAAAAAGUUUCUUGACAAGCAUGUGUUUGAAAAUGAAGGCAAUGUUUCUGUUACUUCUUCUGAUUGGUCUGGAAACUCCAGCGUGAGGGAUCGAAUUAAACUUCCGAAACUUGAGCUGAAAAAGUUUAACGGUGAUCCUUUGCAAUGGAAGUCCUUUGACGAAUCUUUUGAGUGUGCGAUACAUGAGAAUGAAUCUCUUUCUUCUGUCGAAAAAUUGACGUAUUUGACAAAUCUUUUGUCGGGCUCGGCAGAACAAACAAUCAGCGGUUUAUCGUUAUGUAACGAAAACUAUGAAAUUGCGCGAGAUCUUUUAAAAGAACGAUUUGGUGAUCCACAAAUCACUGUGUCAGCUCAUAUGAACAAACUUUUGACUCUUGAAAAUGUAAAAAGGUUCGAGAGAUAUUAA